Mesorhabditis belari is the source of this 573-nucleotide messenger RNA. NCBI's taxonomy places the organism in Eukaryota, Metazoa, Nematoda, Chromadorea, Rhabditida, Rhabditidae. The record is from the annotation of a GenBank genome assembly.
AUGACCACCUCCACCUAUGUGUCAUUUCCGUUGUAUCUGCCCGACGAGGAGCCGUUCGAGUUUUAUGGAAGAUCAUCCGACUCAACGUGGUCAACAAUCACCCUCUUCGGCGAACAAGUACCCUCGAAGCCGCCACGACGGUUUAUUGAUCGAGAUGGCGAUGUCUACUCGAUGCAUUCAAGACGCUCUCGUGAAUUGCCAAUGGGUGAGAAGUACGCGGUGGAAAUGGUGGAGAAGGGGAAGAGCGGUGUUCGGUUGAUUGAAAGACCAUUCGGCUAUGACACCAAAAGUUUCACCUCAGAAAUUGGUCAACAUCAGCAGAAAACCGACUCUGAAGAAGCCCCAAAGAGUGAUCCGACCGUUCAAAGCACGACCACAAGUCUCAUCUGGGAAAUCGAGCCGGAAGAAGACGUGGAAGAGUAUGUGGGAAAAGAGGUGCACACUGAGGGUGGACGCUUGGAUAAGGCAUUCACGCAAGGAAGAUCGGUUCAAAUGGCGGCCGCAGGCAAUGGCGGCGUUGAUGGAGACGAUUCUCGUGUUGUCACGCUUCAAGUCGGCUUCCCGAUGGAGAAA